AUGCCCUGGGCCCGCAACUCUCGCGGAAACCCAACAGCAACACAAUGCGGAACCAACUACAACCACACCGCACUCCCACAGUCCAACGCCAUCAGAAGCAACACCAGCGCCGCGCCGUACGGCGCUUCCACUCGCGGUAGAGCAACACCGAACAGACAGAGUAAUUACGCCCAACAAACUUCUAAUCAAGGAAGAACAACAUGGAAUAGACACGGCAGCUACGCCCAGCAAAGUUCCCAUCACGGAAGAACAGCACCAUCAAACAGAUAUGCCAGAUGUGCACAAGCCACCAAUGCCAGCGGGACACGCAUAUCGCAGCCCCGAAAUUAUGCCAACACCGUUGCUUCGAGAGCAUAUAGCCAGCGCUCUCCGUUCAGCCAGGGCGCUCGUACCGCUGCAUCGGCGCAAGGCGCACAACGCACAGUUGGGAAUCAGAACCGUGGUGAAGUUAGUGUCGAGAAUGCAGCUUCCGGUACGAGAGGAGCUACAGCUGUGCAAGGACGAGGCGCAGACAAGGGAUACUCUAUUGUUCCGGCUUCGCGUGCUGGGGGUGCUGCAUGGCAAGGGGGAAGUGGGGGACCGGGGGUGGUGGGGUAUUCGUACGAGAGUGUGCAGCUGGGGGGACGGGGAGGGAGUAGGUGGAGUAGGCUUAGGAUGUUUGUGUGGCGUGGGGUUUCUGGGAGGUGA
Molecule: messenger RNA, 687 nt
Organism: Bipolaris maydis ATCC 48331
Lineage: Eukaryota; Fungi; Ascomycota; Dothideomycetes; Pleosporales; Pleosporaceae
Source: RefSeq, a predicted model, not a curated record